AUUAAAGUAGGAAGACAAGCUGCUGUGCUGAGAUGGCUGAACUGCAGACAGAGAUCACAGCAGAGUGAGAGAGAGUGAAAGUCUGGACGCCAAAGAACAAGAAGGAGGAGGCCAUGUCAUGAGAGAGUGGGUGAGCGAGAGACUGAAAGACUGAAACACAGUUCAGGCAAUUGGAUGAGGAAGUAGUGAUGGUGAGUACAUGGGUGUGGUUGCUUAGCAGUUAGCCCAUCAGCCUUUCAGAAGUGACAUACAGAGGAAAAAAGCACUGGAUAAUGAGGCCGUGGAUGAAUCUCUGGACUCAGGCACCUCACAGGAUGGAUACUAAGAUGUAUUUGACUUCCUUGACCUUCUUCCUGCUCGUCAUGUCAAAAGUGUCAAGGGCUCAGACUCCCACAACUGUGGAUCAAAUGCAAUCUGUGAGCAACAUGGCAAACUCAACAAUGCCCGCUGCUCUGACUCCCACUGGAAGAAGAGCGGAAAGCAGAGUCACCAGAGGUGCUGACUCCUCCCCGGAAAGUCUCCCUGCUGAACAAACCACAAGCAAACACAUUAGCACCAGCAACCCUGUCUAUGUCAACACCACCACAUCAGAAAUUAAGAAUUCAACAGCUCCCAAUAAGGGAACAACAAAACCGCAAACAAAGCGCACCCCUCCUCCAGGAUCUACACUGACAUCCUCCCCAUCCAGUACUAAGAGACCCACCAUAGUUGCCUGGGAUCGAACUUGGGAUGAACAUUUCACCUAUGAUUAUGAGUCCCUGCGCUAUGCUGGACUGACCAUUGCAGCAGUACUUUUCAUUGUGGGCAUCAUGGUUGUUGGCUGUGGCAGGGUCUGUCGGCUGCCUAGCUGUCGCAAGAAGUCCUCUAAAACAUAUCGAGUGGUCCAAGGAUAAGGAGAGAGAGAGCAUGCAGACAUUGAUAAAAGUACAGAGCUGCAAGAAUCCAACCAGGAGUUCAUCAAGGGAAAAACACUCAACCACAACCUGGCAGCAUGUGUGUGAAUCUGGACUGACUGACUGUAUGCUGCUUGGUAACAGUGUCAUAUACUGUAGAAAAACACUGAAUAAACAUAGAAAACGUGAAUCAUUCUGACGAGUGGAAAAAACCUAGAACAAUCACACGCUU
Molecule: messenger RNA, 1125 nt
Organism: Perca fluviatilis (European perch)
Lineage: Eukaryota; Metazoa; Chordata; Actinopteri; Perciformes; Percidae
Gene: fxyd5
Product: FXYD domain containing ion transport regulator 5
Exons: 10
Coding region: 273-893 (206 amino acids)
Biological process (GO): regulation of sodium ion transmembrane transporter activity
Cellular component (GO): membrane
Molecular function (GO): sodium channel regulator activity
Source: RefSeq, a predicted model, not a curated record